Molecule: messenger RNA, 759 nt
Organism: Adineta ricciae
Lineage: Eukaryota; Metazoa; Rotifera; Eurotatoria; Adinetida; Adinetidae
Source: the annotation of a GenBank genome assembly
AUGGCUUGUGUCGAAAAGCACGAUGAGCAUUGGAGUUAUAACGAUCCAAACCAAUGGCCGAAAUUUUUUCUCGCCGCAUCCGGCCUUUCUCAAUCACCGAUCGAUAUACCAACAGCUGAUACAGUUUUUCAGUCCUAUCCACCAUUUAUAUUCUCCGAAAAAUAUCAUUCGAAUGAACUAUUCAAAUUAGUCAACAAUGGUCAUCAAGUGGCCGCGACAUUAGCUGAUCACACAUAUGGACAGAGUGAAAAAGACUUAUGGUUUACAGGUGGUGGCAUUAAGGGAGUGUUCUAUUUUGUUAAUUUUCAUUUACAUUGGGGCAAAAAUGAUCGACACGGUUCGGAACAUGAAAUCGAUGGUCAUCGGUAUCCAGCUGAAGCUCAUGUUGUUUUCAAAAACCAUGAAACUGGACAAAUAGCUGUCUUUGCAUUUCUAUUCACCGUUACGAAUCAUUGGUACGAGGAAAAUCUCGAAUGGGAGAAAUAUUGCGAUGCCGCCGGUCAAUUAAUGAACAUCGAUGAUACUAUUCAGUGCAUGUUCAAUCUUAGUCGCCUUAUGCAAGCUAACGAAAGACGGUUCUUUCGUUAUAUUGGAAGUUUAACGACGCCGCCAUGCAGCGAAGGCGUCAUAUGGACCAUAUUUACGAAUACGGUGCCGGUAAAAGAAGAAAGUUUGAAUCAACUUCGUCAAAAUGUCAUGCGGAAAGUUUAUCGACCCGUUCAGCCAUUGAAUAAUCGUGUGGUUUUCAUAAGCAAUUAA